AUGGCUACAAAGGAGGCAGAGGUGGCGUCGACCGAGCAUCCGACGUACUCGCACGCCGAUGGCACCAACGGCCAUGACCUCGGUCGACAGAUCUCGGUCACUCUCACCCCCCAGCAAUUCGAAGAAAUGUAUCUUCAGCCGGGCAUCAAGUCCCAAAAGCAGCUUGGGCUCGUCAAGACCCUCGGCAACCCUACUGCCUUGGGUAUCGUUUCGUUCGUGAUCACCUUUGGCCCUACCUCGUGCUGUCUCAUGGGAUGGAGGGGUGCAUCUGCCAACUCGCUGCUGGCCCUGAUUGGGGCCUACUACUUUAUGGGUGGCAUGGCGCUGUACGUCGCGGGGAUCCUCGAGUUCAUCAUCGGAAACACCUUCCCCGCUCUAGUAUUCACCAGCUUCGGCACCUUCUGGCUCACGCUCGGCGGCUUCCUCGACCCCCGGAACGCCGUCCAAACUGCACUCCUGACGGCGGAAGGUGGAAGUCCAGCCACGUACUACGUGCCCUUCGGCUACUACUUGAUCUGGUGGGCGGUGUAUACGUACUUCCUGACCUUCGCCGCGUUCAGGACCAACGUGGUGCUGGUUUGGAUCCUGCUCUUCGUCGCACUGGCGUUUAGCACGCUGGGUGGCGCGUAUCUCAAGUUCGGCGAGGGCGCAGCGAGCGAGGCUGCCAAGUUGGUCACGGCGGCGGGCGCGUGUGGAUUCGUGGCGUGUCUGGGCGGAUUGUAUAUCCUGCUCCACCUGUGUCUGGCCGCCACCGACUUCCCCUUCAACAUCCCGCUCUUCGAUCUGGCUCAUCUGUGGGGCACCAAGCAGUAA
Moesziomyces antarcticus is the source of this 813-nucleotide messenger RNA. Its product is annotated as transcriptional activator of ethanol catabolism AlcS. Bases 1 to 813 code for a protein of 270 amino acids. Gene Ontology annotation, cellular component: plasma membrane. Gene Ontology annotation, molecular function: acetate transmembrane transporter activity. The transcript is spliced from 2 exons. NCBI's taxonomy places the organism in Eukaryota, Fungi, Basidiomycota, Ustilaginomycetes, Ustilaginales, Ustilaginaceae. The record is from RefSeq and is a predicted model, not a curated record.